Messenger RNA from Exophiala bonariae, 1629 nucleotides. RefSeq lists its product as uncharacterized. The coding region runs from base 1 to 1629 and encodes 542 amino acids. The transcript has 2 exons. The record is from RefSeq and is a predicted model, not a curated record. NCBI's taxonomy places the organism in Eukaryota, Fungi, Ascomycota, Eurotiomycetes, Chaetothyriales, Herpotrichiellaceae.
AUGAGCGCUCCUAUCCAAGCCCAGUCAUUCUCUUCGCUGAGUGACCUGCUUGCGAAUCCGCCUCGGUAUCCUCGAAAUCCUACGCAUCAAGUCCGCGACCCUCUUGUCCUCUACAUUGUUCGGGUACCAGGUAGUCAAGAUGUUUUCCUCACCCCUCUCAAACCUCCCACCAAAGCAUCCAUCAGCAUCGAUGCGGUCCAGUCAAGUCUCUACUUCCUGCACGUAGAGAGGCCUGAGGAUGAGGAGCUCAGACAGUCAUUUGAGGCUACCAAAGCUGUAGAAAACCGAUCUCCCGUUGCUGGGACCAUUCAACGCAAGCCUCUGCCGAAUGCGCCAUAUGCAAACUAUCCUGCAUCCCAGCGACCUCCAACUCCUCCCAAAAGCUAUCCACACUUCCAACCACCCCUGGCUGACUUACCCAAUGCGACACAAGUUGACCGGUAUUCAAAUCGGGGAACCAAUUUGAGAUUGAACACAUCAGAUCCAUCGAAAUCGAAUCAUGUUGCUCGAAAACCAAUUGGAGCCCGGCCAAUGAUAAGCCAUACUAGUCCUGGGAAUGCCUCAAGUCAUACCAGUUCAGAAAACAUCGCUUCUGCCAGUGCUUUGGGCGUUGAGUCGCAAAAGCCCCAACUGCCUCCGAGGCCCAUUCUAACACCCCGAGUCACAGGUCGUGCAGAGCUCGGGAACCACAGCCCUCUUACCACCUCUCCCACUCGAACCAGUCCGAGCACUGCUUUCCCCAACCUACCACAUAGUGGUCUAAAGAUCACGCUCAUACGUCGAGAUCCUGCCUCAGGAAGUCAGUGGAAUGUUGGGGAAAUUGUCAUGUCCGGCAUGUCUACACGGGAAAACCCUCUACAGCCUUUUGAAAUCGAGCUCACCUCACCAGGCUAUGGACGCUUCGCUCAAAACGACGGAACCGCAGGUCGACCGUUCCAGAGGAAGACUGGGUACAUGUUGCUGCCCAACUCGGAGCCUUCCAAUGGAGGGACAAAACGAAGCAACUCCACGGAAUUACUUUCGACGGCAGCCAGUGCAGCGACGCGAAAGCCUCGGCAGGGAUAUUCAUUUCUCUCACCUUGGCAGGGGACGUGUUCGUUCAUCAAUGGGAUAGAUGGGAGAAGCUUGCGAUGCCGGCACAUACUUCCAGGAGCCAACCCUUCUAUGCCUGCUCUCGCUGCAGAUAUCGCCGAGGUUCGGUUCAACCUCCCUUGGGCAAAGCUCCGACCAAGAGACAUGAACAAGCCACAAAAUGAUCGACAGUAUCCUCCCACCUCACAGCCUGUUCGACCACCACUUGCGAGUAAAGAUCACCAUUGGAGGAGGAGUCUCCAAACCUUCACUGACAAGGCUCGGGUGCAGCUGGCCAAGACUGAUAUCUCAAAUGUCCGAUCGGCGACGCCCGAAAGUGCUAGAAGAGGUCCAGCUGAUGAUCAGUGUGCAAAUGGUCAAGACCAGGAGCGGAUGAAUCUGGAUCUCGGACGAGAGAGAGCUGGUGGAGGGUUUCAAGGGAACAGCGCAAAACUUGGCAAGCUCAUCAUUGAAGAUGAAGGACUUAAGAUGUGUGACUUGGUGGUCGGUGUUUGCAUGGGUAUCUGGUGGCAGCACUAUUCUGGGGAUGUUGCAUAA